AAACUCACGACCACUCUUUGGGAAGAUGAGAGUACUUUGUGCUACCAAGUAGAUGCCAAUGGUCUCUGCGUAGCCAGACGUCAAGAUAAUGACAUGAUCAAUGGCACUAAGCUUCUUAAUGUUGCUGGCAUGUCUCGAGGUAAACGCGACGGAAUCCUCAAGAAUGAGAAAGGUCGAGUGGUCGUCAAAGUGGGCGCAAUGCAUCUC
Phycomyces blakesleeanus NRRL 1555(-) is the source of this 207-nucleotide messenger RNA. RefSeq names its product apses-type HTH transcription regulator. The record is from RefSeq and is a predicted model, not a curated record. NCBI's taxonomy places the organism in Eukaryota, Fungi, Mucoromycota, Mucoromycetes, Mucorales, Phycomycetaceae. Gene Ontology annotation, cellular component: nucleus. Gene Ontology annotation, biological process: positive regulation of transcription by RNA polymerase II. The transcript has 2 exons. The annotation marks the transcript as partial. Gene Ontology annotation, molecular function: sequence-specific DNA binding; DNA-binding transcription factor activity.